Messenger RNA from Oryza sativa Japonica Group (Japanese rice), 2117 nucleotides. Its product is annotated as tyrosine decarboxylase 1. Lineage: Eukaryota; Viridiplantae; Streptophyta; Magnoliopsida; Poales; Poaceae. Gene Ontology annotation, molecular function: carboxy-lyase activity; pyridoxal phosphate binding. Gene Ontology annotation, cellular component: cytoplasm. Gene Ontology annotation, biological process: amino acid metabolic process. The record is from RefSeq and is a predicted model, not a curated record.
UUUGAGCUGUCUCUCACUCUCGCCCAAGCUACGUGACCUUGCCAUGGGUAGCUUGCCACUCGACGCGCUCCAGCCACUGGACCCGGACACCUUCGCCGCCGACUCCUCCGCCGUCGUCGACUUCCUCGCCGGCUACUACCGCGACGUCGACAAGUACCCCGUCCGCGCCGCCGACCUCGAGCCUGGCCGCCUCCGCAGGCUCCUCCCGGAGGCCGCGCCGGAGUUCGGGGAGCCGGCGGAGCGGAUCCUCGCUGACGUGCGCCGCGACGUGCUCCCGGGGCUCACGCACUGGCAGAGCCCCAGCUUCUUCGCCUACUUCCCGAUGAACGCCAGCGCCGCCGGGUUCGCCGGCGAGAUGCUCUCCGUGGGGCUCAACGUCGUGCCGUUCAUGUGGGUUGCGUCGCCGGCUGCCGUGGAGCUGGAGGCCGUCGUGGUGGACUGGAUGGCUAGGCUGGUGGGCUUGCCUGAUCGCUUCCUCUUCUCCGGCUCCGGCGGCGGCGGCGGCGGCGGUGGCGGUGGUGUUCUGCAGGGGAGCACCUGCGAGGCCGUGGUGUGCACGCUCGCCGCCGCGCGGGACCGCGCGCUGGGGAGGAUUGGGCACGAGGGCAUCGUGAAGCUGGUGGUGUACGCCUCCGACCAGACGCACGCCACGUUCCAGAAGGGCGCGCGGCUGGUCGGCAUCACGCCGGCGAACUUCCGCGUCGUCCCGACGGCGGCGGCGUCGGGGUACGCGCUGACGGGCGCCGCCGUGCGCGCCGCGGUGGAGGGCGACGUGGCGCGCGGGCUGGUCCCGCUGUACCUGUGCGCCACUGUGGGCACCACGGGGAUCGGCGCCGUCGACCCCGUCCGCGAGCUCGGCGAGGUGGCGCGCCGCCACGGCAUGUGGCUCCACGUCGACGCCGCGUACGCCGGCAGCGCGGCGAUCUGCCCGGAGUACCAGGGCUACCUCGACGGCGCCGAGCUCGCCGACUCGGUGAGCAUGAACCCGCACAAGUGGUUCCUCACCAACAUGGACUGCUGCUGCCUCUGGGUGGCGAGCCCCGCCGCGCUCACCGCCGCGCUGUCCACCGACCCGGAGUACCUCAAGAACGCCGGCGGCGGGAAGCCCCAGGCCGCCGCCGGCGCCGGCGCCAUCGACUACAAGGACUGGCAGAUCUCGCUGUCGCGGCGGUUCCGCGCCAUGAAGCUCUGGUUCGUGCUGCGGCGGUACGGCGCUGCGGGCAUGCGCGCGCACAUCCGGCGCCACGUCGCCAUGGCCGAGUGGUUCGAGCGCGCGGUGAGCGCCGACGAGCGGUUCGAGGUGGUGGCGAAGAGGAGGUUCUCCCUCGUGUGCUUCCGCCUCCGCGGCGGCGGCGGCGGCGGCGACGCGAUGAACCGCGAGCUCCUGGCGGCGGUGAACGCGAGCGGGCGGGCGUUCAUGACGCACUUCGUGGUGGAGGGCAAGUUCGUGAUCCGGCUCGCCGUCGGCGGCGCCAUGACGGAGAUGAGGCAUGUCGGCGACGCGUGGGAGCUGGUGCAGCGCACGGCGGAGCAGCUGCUGCAGCGCCGGGGGACACGUAAAAACGAGGAUGAAAAUCCACUUCCCUGGUAGCUUAGCUAGCACGUGUGCACUACUGUCCAGUGUCUGGUUGGUUUUGUGGGUCAUAUGUAUUAGUGGUGCAAAACUGCAAAGUAGUACUGUCUCCGUCCCAAAAUACUUGUCAUUCUAGGUUGUUUAGCAUAUGCUAAGAUUAGAAGAAAAAACUAUAAUACCCUUAAUACAAUAUUAUAUAGUUAGAAGUAGAAUGGUGGUUGGAGGUAUGAUGGGAAGAAAUUUGAAUUGGAAGUGGUUGAUGAGACAAGUACUAUUUGCAAGUGUCAAUUAUUUUGGGAUAAAUUUUGAAUGCCAAAAAGACAAGUAUUAUGCGACGGAGGAAGUAGUAGUAGUAAUAACUGAAGUAAUUAAUCUGGCUUCUUAAUUAUUUGGGUACUGUACAAUUUUCAGGUUCGCUAAAAAUAUGGUGCCAAGUUGUUUACCUAAUUUCAUUUAUUUUUUUUCUUACUCUAUGUGAUUGCCCUCUCUCCUAUAUAUGUAAGUAUAUUUGUAUCUCUCUGAUCUCCUCUUUUAAGUGGACAAU